GAUAGGCCAAGACUCCUUGAUGACAUCAUCUGGAAGGAGCAUAAAAGCCUUUUUCGAAGUCCUAUGUUUCACAAUGACUGAAUCCCAAAGGCUGAAGCAGGCUGGCUACGAAGAGGAAGGGGACUUGUAUCUCCUCUACGGAAAAAUCUUGUGUCAGCUGGCCAAUGCCUAUUUGCGACCGCCGGCAACCUGGCUUUGGGGUUCCUACGACCCAGGUGAUCCCAAUUGGUGGAUGUCGGAGGAAAAUAUAUACCGAAAUGCCGCGAUAAGUCUCCUGCACCAUAUCGAGUGCUUGGCUUGUUUGACAUAUGCCGACCAGUACCGACGAUACGAGGUGCAUGGGGUGUGUGCUCACUACAUGUUGUUGACCGAAGGCGGUACACGUUGGCUGGAUGAGCCCCGAUGGCAGUGGUUCGGUCUCUGUAACCACGAAAUGGCCGAGAUCUAUCACGCACGGGGGGUGAUUUUGAAACUUUCAGCGGAGGCGUUACACGAGUUUAGGAUCCGGUGGGAUGGCGCCAGUCUCGAAACCGCCAUGAGGAAGGAACGCGAGGCCGCACAGGAAAUGUACUACGCAAAGCAGUUGCACCAGGAAAACGAGCUUUACGACCGGCUCUUUCUCGAGUAUGCUGGCCGUUCCGCAGAAUUCUUUGGCCCGGAACAUCAAUAUCGUUGUUGGUCCUUCAAUUACACUGAUGUCACCGGCCAGCCCCAACAAUGGGUGGGUGACUGGAGAAUGGUGAUGAGUUGGGGAGGAACCUCGGUCCUCCCAUUUCUUCCGCUGGCACAGAAAAGCUUUGAUGACAUAUUCGGCGAAAAUGAAUGAUACAGU
Messenger RNA from Exophiala oligosperma, 832 nucleotides. RefSeq lists its product as uncharacterized. The coding region runs from base 20 to 826 and encodes 268 amino acids. Lineage: Eukaryota; Fungi; Ascomycota; Eurotiomycetes; Chaetothyriales; Herpotrichiellaceae. The record is from RefSeq and is a predicted model, not a curated record. The transcript has a single exon.